This is a messenger RNA of Beta vulgaris subsp. vulgaris (sugar beet), 1169 nucleotides long. Its product is annotated as ethylene-responsive transcription factor 2. Gene Ontology annotation, molecular function: DNA-binding transcription factor activity; DNA binding. Lineage: Eukaryota; Viridiplantae; Streptophyta; Magnoliopsida; Caryophyllales; Amaranthaceae. The record is from RefSeq and is a predicted model, not a curated record. The coding region runs from base 207 to 1028 and encodes 273 amino acids. The transcript has a single exon. Gene Ontology annotation, biological process: ethylene-activated signaling pathway; regulation of DNA-templated transcription.
UCCAAAUUGAAAAUCUUUCAACAUUCUCUCAAAAGCACCUGAAUCAAAAGAUUUAAUUACCCAUUUAAGAAGCAGAAAUCUUAAGCUUAAUCUUUCAAUUAUUCAAUACCCAAUUCAUAUUUUCCAAUUUCAAGCUAAAUUUCUAAAUACCCAGUUCAUAUUUUGCAGUUUUAAGCUUAAUUCAUUAAUACCCAUUUCGUAAAAGGAUGAGUAUAAUCAGUAAUUUUGAAACCGACUUAGCAGUUCUUGAGUCGAUCAAGCGUCACUUACUAGAAGAUUGGGAUCCAAGAAUCGCCGGAGCUUCGUUUAUGGCGACAGGAUCAGGCCCAAUUUAUCGCCGGAAUUCCAGCUUUAGUAGGUUAUACCCUUGUUUAACUGAUAAUUGGGGUGAAUUACCAUUAAAAGAAGAUGAUUCUGAAGAUAUGGUUGUUUUUGGGGUUCUCCGAGACGCCGUUCACACCGGAUGGUCGCCGGAAUCCGGGUCGGAAAUCGACUCAGGUUCGCCGGCGCCAGUGGUGGUCAAGUCGGAGCCGGUGGAAUCUCCGGUGAGAGUUUCCGGCGGUGAAUCCCCGGCGGCCACCGUGGCGAUGGCGGCUCCGAUAAGGGGGAAGCAUUAUCGGGGUGUCCGAAGGCGGCCGUGGGGGAAGUUUGCGGCGGAGAUCCGAGACCCGGCCAAGAACGGGGCUCGGGUUUGGCUCGGAACGUUCGAGACAGCCGAGGACGCGGCCCUGGCCUACGACAGGGCCGCGUUCCGGAUGCGCGGCUCGAAGGCGUUGCUAAAUUUCCCACUCCGAAUCAACUCGGGUGAGCCCGACCCGGUUCGGAUCACUUCAAAGCGAUCAUCACCCGAGAGAAGCACGUCAUCACUUUCGUCAUCAUCGUGUACGUCAUCAGAUAAUGGGUCCCCCAAAAGAAGAAAGAAAGGGAGUGUGGUUGGACAAGUUGGAAAUGGAGUUGAGGGUUUACAAGUGGGAUGCCAAGUUGGUGUGGGCUCAAUGCCACUUGGCGAUCAACUAUUAGUUAGUUAAAUAUUGUACAAUAUCUUUAUUAUUAGAAUUAAAAGGGUGAAUGUUGUCAAUUGUCAUUAUGUGCUUAAUUAUAGAUUAGGAUGGCUAGCCUGUCAAUGGUUUUGGUGAAUUGUGAAUAUAGUUUCUUGGUUUGUUAAUUGA